AUGGGACGCGAAAAACAAGAUCCGCAGCGUGAACCACCUCAGAAUACCGGAGAUACCCUUAGCCAGGCUAGUCCCCGUUCGGAGAUCCUUUUCGGUACAGCUCCUCGGGAAUCCAAACUUCAGACCAUCUGCACCCGAACUCCCAGAAGGCACCCAAGGAGAAUGGCGGUGCGCUCACGUGGCACCCCGUAUAUCGAUUUUACCACGGAGGCGCCAAAAUUGAAGCGCCAGCUGGAACAGGCCAGAAGUCGACAACAAGCGUUGGGGCAGGCGGGUCAACGGGGCAGUGAGGAGUACACGGCGGCAGUCAAACAAACGAAGGCGCCUGAAGUGAUGGUCCCCCGGUAG
This is a messenger RNA of Aspergillus luchuensis, 348 nucleotides long. RefSeq lists its product as uncharacterized. Lineage: Eukaryota; Fungi; Ascomycota; Eurotiomycetes; Eurotiales; Aspergillaceae. The transcript has 2 exons. The record is from RefSeq and is a predicted model, not a curated record. Bases 1 to 348 code for a protein of 115 amino acids.